UUGAGCGACGCGCGUUAUUUUUUCGAUGUAGAUUUAUGUAAAAUUGAGCGUGUUUUUGAUAAAAAUCGACUAUUAUUAAGUAAUAUUUAUAUGAAUAAUAAUUUAUUACGUGCUUUGUGAUGAUUGAAUGUGUAUUUUUCUUGUUAAAAUGACGUUAAAUGUUGAUUAUUGACGAGGAUGUAAGCAUGUUCAAGUAUCUGUGACAUGAAAAACGAAUUAGUGGUCUCGUAUUCUUUGCAUUAUAAAGGAAUUUUUUGAUGCUAGCGGGCAGGAUUCGGGAUGCUGUGAUGUCGAGGCAUCAUGUGGAACAGCUUGGGUUGGAUUCUGGCGAUUGCGAAUGUAGUAUCAUCAUUGUCACCAGUAAUUAAAAUUGGAGCAAUUUUUACCGAAGACGCGAGAGGGGGGAGCGCUGAGCUGGCAUUCAAAUACGCAAUAUAUAGAAUAAACAAAGAGAGAAGUAUUCUUCCUGAAUCCACUCUGGUAUAUGAUAUACAAUACACCACUCCCAGGGAUACGUUUCGAGCUUAUAAAAAAGCGUGCAUACAAAUAAAGUCAGGGGCGGUGGCCAUCUUCAGCAGCGCAGGUCCUCUCCUGGGUUCCACGCUGUCCGCAAUGUGCCAAUCGCUGCACGCGCCACACUUCACUAUAGACCCUAAGUAUAUAGCACCACAAAACAGCACAAUGUCAUUCACAAUCAACCUGUAUCCAUCGCGCGAGCUGCUAGACUCGGCGUUCACGGAUCUCACAGCGUACCUUAACUGGUCCAGAAUGGGAAUUAUUUAUGAAGACUAUGGUUUCGGUGAACUCAACAUCGGCAAUCUGGCCCGCGACGGCAGAGACAUGUACGCGGUGCGCUGCGACGCGCGUGACUACCGACGUGCGUUGUACCAGUUGAAAACCCAGGGCAUUGCCCAUAUCAUUGUGGACACCGAUCCCAGGCAUUUGAGGCAGCUAGCGAGAGCUAUCCUACAGUUACAGAUGAACAACGAAAACUAUCAUUAUAUCUUUACAUCUUUUGAUAUGGAACUAUUUGAUUUAGAAGAUUUUUACUACAAUCGAGUGAACAUGAGUGGAUGGAGGCUGGUCAACAGGGAUUCGGAUAAAGUCAAGGAUGCUUUGCAAGUCAUGGAGAAGUUCCAUCCUAUUGGCGCUUCCAUACUCUCUGGUGGGCAUAUCAAGACUGACCCAGCACUUUUAUACGACGCUGUACAAGUUUUGGCCCUAGCUCUCGCCUCGACCAAGGACGUCCACAAGACCAACGUGUCCUGUGACACGGAGACCCCGAUGGCCCAUGGGACAAUGCUUCUGGAGAAUAUACAUAAGGUUCAAGCGCAAGGCCUAACUGGACCUAUGGAGUUCACGAACGGCGUCCGCACCACGUUCAACCUGCAGCUGAUGAGACUGGUGGGGGGUGUUGGGGGUGCUUGGGGUGCUGGGGGUCGCGAUGGUGGCACCGUCAUGUCGGGGACUUGGAACCCCACGGAUGGGCUGGAAGUUACCGAUCCAGCCGCUUAUAGAAGAGACCCACCACCGAACGUUACCCUCACUGUGGUUACUGUUGAGGAAAAACCCUACGUCAUGGUGAAGGAAGGCUGGAACCUCCAAGGGAACGCCAGGUUCGAGGGUUUCUGCAUAGACCUGCUGGCCCGCGUGGCCGCCCGCGCCGGGUUCGAUUACCGGCUGCGGCUCGUGCCGGAUAACAUGUACGGCGCGUGGGACCCGGACACGGGCCAGUGGAACGGGAUCGUGAGGGAGCUCAUCGAUCGGAAAGCGGAUAUCGCCGUCGCGUCGAUGACAAUCAAUUACGCUCGAGAAGUCGUUAUAGAUUUCACGAAGCCUUUCAUGAAUCUGGGCAUUGGGAUUUUGUUUAAGGUACCCUCGUCUCAGCCAACGCGUCUUUUCAGUUUUCUGAAUCCGCUCGCCAUAGAGAUAUGGCUGUACGUUUUGGCCGCAUAUAUCCUGGUCUCCUUCACGUUAUUCGUUAUGGCUAGAUUCUCACCUUAUGAAUGGUCCAGCAGUACGCACGUGUGUGGUCACGAAACGAAAUUAUUAACGAAUCAGUUUAGUGUGUGUAACUCCAUUUGGUUCAUAACCGGGACGUUUUUACGACAGGGCUCGGGUUUGAAUCCUAAGGCGACAUCCACAAGGAUUGUUGGUGGAAUCUGGUGGUUCUUUACGCUGAUUAUACUAUCGUCUUACACUGCUAAUUUGGCCGCUUUCCUAACGGUCGAAAGGACGGUGCUGCCCAUACAGAGCGCGGCGGACUUGGCCGCUCAGAACAGUGUCCAGUACGGCACGCUCAAUGGAGGGUCUACAAUGACGUUCUUCAGAGACUCCAACAUAGAUAUAUACCAGCGUAUGUGGCAGCACAUGUCAACUGCGUCACCACCAGCGCUAGUGUCCUCGUACGAGGAGGGAGUUAGGAGGGUUUUGGCGGGAAACUAUGCGUUUUUAAUGGAGUCGACCAUGUUAGAUCAUAGAGUACAGAGGGAUUGCAAUCUGACACAGAUCGGCGGGUUGUUGGAUUCGAAGGGUUACGGUAUAGCGACAUGGAAGGGCAGUCCGUGGAGGGACAAGAUAUCACUAGCCAUACUGGAGUUGCAGGAGAAGGGGGUGAUACAGAUACUGUAUGAUAAAUGGUGGAAGAAUACGGGAGACGUCUGUAAUCGUGACGGGAAAGACAGCAAGGCGAAUCCUCUGGGCGUUCAGAAUAUUGGUGGAGUGUUCGUCACACUCCUUUGUGGCCUGGUGCUGGCGAUAGUGGUGGCGAUAUUAGAGUUCUGUUGGAACACGAGGAAGAACGCCUCGCAGGGCAGACAGUCCUUGUGCAGCGAGAUGGGACAGGAGCUACGUACAGCGAUGCGAGGCGGUUCAUCCAGGACCGUGUUGAAGCCUGGAUGCUCGAGAUGCUCUCCAGCCACGCACGUGCCACCAGCUCCAGCGAGAUAUGAGGCUGACGCGUCCAGCACAGUGGAGCUCAAAGAGCUGCGCUGGUCAUAGCGCGGGGCGCGGCGCGGCGCCUCCGCGCCCGCCUCGCCCGCGCCCCCCGCGCCCUCCGCGCCCCUCGCGCCCCGCGCUCCCG
Zerene cesonia (dogface butterfly) is the source of this 3082-nucleotide messenger RNA. Its product is annotated as glutamate receptor ionotropic, kainate 2-like. The record is from RefSeq and is a predicted model, not a curated record. Gene Ontology annotation, cellular component: postsynaptic membrane; plasma membrane. Gene Ontology annotation, molecular function: glutamate-gated receptor activity. The transcript has 20 exons. NCBI's taxonomy places the organism in Eukaryota, Metazoa, Arthropoda, Insecta, Lepidoptera, Pieridae. Gene Ontology annotation, biological process: monoatomic ion transport. Bases 301 to 3000 code for a protein of 899 amino acids.